AUGACAAUGACAAAGAGCUACAACAGCAAGAGUGACAGUGGCCGUAGCGAUAAGAAUGACAAUCGCUUAAACUUUGCUCAGAAAGUCGCCAUCGAAGUCAAAAGUCGCGUAGUUGCAAUACAGGGUCGUCGUGCUUCUCUAUCUCAACAAUCCUGGACGCGAAUGGGAUCUUAAUAAGUUCUGUUAUUUUAGUCUGUUCAUUAGACAAAACCACAUUAUUCAUUGUUUGAUCAGUGAGCUCUGAUUCACAAAUAUUAUUUUACCAUUUAAGUCAGUAUUUGUUUGUUAUUUUGUUGCCAGACUGUGGUUCAGUGGUGAAUAACACUUUGAAAAGUCCAAAUUAUCCUGAAGGCUAUCCAGACAAUAUGGAGUGUGAAUUUAAAGUUCCUAUUCCAUCUGGAUUUAGAUUGAAAAUCACGUUUGAGUACAUGAUGUUGCCUGAUCUAAGGAAUCAUUAUCAGUGCGUGUAAGUGAGGAAUGACUGUUAUCCUUCAUGGGUAUUUUAAGUUAGAAGAAAGAAUGAAUGUUGGGUUCAAGCUUGAUGUUAACAGCGAAAAACGGUAAAGAUGAGUUAUGUUCAUUUACAUAUUCACUUUCCUUCUGAUCCUUCAUUCAGCUGCGUGAGAAAAUAGCGAAAAUUUAUUUUGUUACAAACUGACGAGGGCAGGCAGCAAAAAGGUACCUCACUUCAUUAAACGUGCUGUUUUAAUUUUUAUCUUGACAAAUUAUCUAAAGCCGUCCAAACAAAAUUCCGGUCUAUUCCCACUUGCUUUCCUGUAAUCAAAUCGUCUUGCUCCUUCAAAAUUCUUCCGAUCUAUUCUUCCGGAUUGAAAAAAAAACUACAUGAGUUCAGUUGGCAAAAUUGGCUUUCGAUUCUUCCGUCACUGAUUGUUCGAGUCCAAAGUAAUUGAUCAUGGAGUCAAAAACGCGCAAGUGAAGCAAACUUUCGAAUAUGACUUGUAGAAAUAUAUCCACCCAUUCGCCAACUAUUAUUUGCAAUGCAGUGAUGUAUGUUAUUUUAGAUUUAUUUUUUAUUUGUUUUCCAAAGGGAUGACUAUUUGACGUUCCGUGGCGACAGAAAACAAAAUUUUGGGAAAUACUGUGGUUCAACGACAGGCGGAACUUUUAUGAUAACUGGCAACUACACGUUGAUAAACUUUCAUUCUGGAAAUAGUUCUAACAUGAAAAGGAUAGGAUUCAUGUUACGCUUUGAAGCUGUUGAUCAACCCGGUAAUGUAUCUCAAUUUCCAGUCUCCCAGAAUAUAGUUCAGUUUAAAAGGAAAGCAAAGAAUUCUCUUCAAAUAUAGCGCCCGGAAAUUGAGUAUUCACGAGCGAAGAUCUCAACGAUUAAUCUCAACUAUUAGAAUAAUGGCCUUGCGAUAAACAUCAUAUAAAUCUCGUCAAUUGUGCGAUUACUUUUACACAGUAUUAUUUAAUACAUGUUGCUUUUUUCUCAGUAUAGACGAUGAUUGGUACAGUUUCCGCUAAAGACUGAACAAUCCUAAACUUGACUUGUUUUACUUUUGUUAGUUCAACCAAGUAUCUGCCCGAUUGGUUGGUAUCAUCAACAUGGUUCAUCCUGCUAUAAAUUCAGUUUUGAGUAUCUGACUUGGCAUCAAGCUAGCAGACACUGUCAAAGUCUCGGAGGAUAUUUGGUGAAGAUCGAUGAUGACAAAGAGCAGUCUUAUAUUACGGAUAAAAUAAAAGAAAUUCAACUCGCACAGGUUCGUGAUGUAAAGAGGAAUGACGAAAACGUGUCCAUACCAGUCGCUAGGUACAAUAAUCUCAUAAAUCAUUAAAAGCAACAUGCGACAGUCUGCGACCUUUUCCCACAUCUAGGUAGUAUGGAAAGCUGCAAAAAAAUCUGGAAAUAAUAUCUUUCAAAUCGGUAUCGACAAACGCUUUUUACUAUAUAGAUACCCAUGAAAUACCAGGAUUUUCCCUUUUACUAAAAAAUCGUAUCUUCAUCGCGCCCGGUGAAGAUACUAUUUUUAUCUUUCACGAGUGAGGAUAUUGGUGUCGACAUGAUUACUAACAUGAUUAGCCAAUUACAAAGGAGCUUCCCGCCCAGGCGCGCGGCCGGUCUUUUGAAAUUCCAUUCACAAAAUGGCUUCGAGGUGCGAAGACGGUACUGUAACCGGUGACUUUGUCGAUGAGCUGCCAAAUUUUCACAUCGAUCCUUUUUCCGAGCUUGAAGAACAUUCAGGAAGAUUUGCCGAAGUCUCGGAAAGUGAUGUUGAAAAAUUCAUAGAAGGGGAAGAAAAUGCAAACACUAAAAGUAAGACAUUCUACGACUUAAAAUUAUGUCUCCGUUAUAACUCUAUAUCCAAGUUUCAUAACAUUUUGUAAGAGGCAUUUUGCAGUAGGUGGUGGUACUCAACCAAAAUAUGAGUUCAGCAGUGCUAAUUUAUUGUUUUUAUCAUCUAAAGUUAAUAUAAACAUAAUUCUAAGACCGAAAGAGGUGAAGCUCUACACUUCUUUAAAGUGAUCAUUAUUGAUGUAUUCAUCUAAUUUUUCAGUGACAAUCUCUCACUUUAGGCUGUUUGGAUUGGACUACACGAUCCUGACAAGGAUAAUAACUUUAAAUGGGUGUAUGACGAUACUCCUCCUCGUUACUCCAACUGGAAUAGGGACGAGCCUAAUAAUAAAGCGGUAUGAGGCGAACAUUCUUUCAUUUUUGUCAUAUAGUUGUUUAGUUUGGGGCAAGACUUGCUAUCAUAUCUUUAGACCCCUCCAUAUUUUUAUGUGCGUACAUACUUGCCUUUGAUUUUAUCAUGUCCAACUUCAAGCCUUUGGUUCAUGAACAAGCUCAAAUUUGGAAAAUGUUCCAUCAUCUUUGACACACUUUUAGAUAAAAUCCCAUGGAAGCACAAUGUUUUAAAAGAGAUCUGCCUGUUACCAAAUUAUGGCAAAUUUAUGUUCGAUAUAAUGGGCCGAAAUUGCUGAAUGAGAUAGACUAAAUAUUCAAAAUUGUCACAGAGUCUUCAUGCAAAAAAUAAUUAACUAUUGUAUUUUACUAAUUUCUAUCAAGAGAAAAGUGCCAUUACUUUCUCUUGUUUCUACUAUUUUUUCAUUUAUUGGUACAAAUCGCUACCUCAUAUUGUUAUUCAUUCAAUCAUUUGUUUAUCUAUUUGAUAAUAUAUUUGUUAUACUUAGCUUAUCAUUUCAUAAUUUGUAAUGUGUUUGAGUUAUCCUUAAAUCGUGUGUACUGUCAGUAGAAGUCUUAAUAAAGAUAAACGCAUAAAUGAUUUAGCUCAAUACCCCUAUGAAUGAUGGUCACCGAACCGGUUUAAUCCUUAAGUUAUUUUCGGUGAGCAGGGCUAGCUACUUUCUGUAACUUAAACUUCCAUAAAUAAGAUGAUUUAUAAAUGUAAUUGUACAGUCCGACUGUGCACGGGCCUAUGGGAUUUGGUUUGACUUGAAUGGCGCACCCUUUCCAGCUGGGAAAUGGAAUGACGUAUCGUGUAGUGACAAGACAUUCUCCAUUUGUGAGAAAAACGGUAAGUGGAUCACUGGCCAGUUAAUUGAACGUUUUUACAUAACGUCACGGCCAAAUUGGUUAUCACAACAAGAGACGGCAACGUGAAUGCCCAAAUCAGUCCUGUUGGAUUUAAACUCUUUUCUACGUUAAUUUUUUUCUUUUGUUCCAAUAUAUUUACAUUGUUGCGCACCAUAAUGUUAAGAUAACUUCGUUUCUUUUGUUGCUGCUGUUGUUGUUUUAUUCAGCCGACUGUGGUUCAGUGGUGAAUAAUACUUUGAAAAGUCCACACUAUCCUGAAGGCUAUCCACACAAAAUGGAGUGCAAUUAUUCAGUUCCUAUUCCAGCUGGCACGAGAAUGAAAAUAAAGUUUCAAUACUUUCAGAUGCCUGACCCAUAUCCUGUUGGUAAUGAGUUACAGUGCUUGUGAGUAAGGAUUGAUUAUAAACACAUAUGCUUACAGCAGGCGGAAUAACAGAAUUAGGUCCUAUAAACUCUUUCAUUACCUCUAAAAAGAAUGUUUUUUCCAAUAGAGGAAAGAUCGAUCGUAGUAGUUGUGUACAGAAUUGAAUACCUGUUUAGCCUUUUACCUAGUAAUUUUAUCCAUGACUUUCCCUUAGUUACAGUGCAGCAUGAUCUCUCACUUCAAUGCUUUUUAGUGGGAAGACGGGCUUUUAUUUCAGUCAAUUUUUCCUUUAUUUCCUGAAGAAAAGGUUGUAUAUGAAUUUGCUUUCGAAAAGUCCAGUAGAUGAUGUUUUUAGUUUCAGAUUAUUUUUCCCUUCAGUAUUUUCCUGAAGAAAAGGUUGUAUAUGAAUUUGCUUUCGAAAAGUCCAGUAGAUGAUGUUUUUAGUUUCAGAUCAUUUUUCCCUUCAGUAUCAGAAUUAUUAUUAUAUUUUGUACUAAAAGAAACGACCAUCUGAAGAUUCUGAACGAACAGCAUGAAUAUUUUGGAAGUUAUUGUGGCAAAGCGACUGGAGAAACCAUUUUUGUAACUGGAAAUAGCGUGGUGAUAAAAUUUGAGUCUCGUGAAAAUUUUACCAGCCGGGAGCGAGGAUUCUCUUUGUAUUCCGAGGCUGCUGAUCUACCUGGUAAGAAAAAAUGA
Pocillopora meandrina is the source of this 4580-nucleotide messenger RNA. The record is from the annotation of a GenBank genome assembly. Lineage: Eukaryota; Metazoa; Cnidaria; Anthozoa; Scleractinia; Pocilloporidae.